AUGCGGAAUAAUAACACGAUAAUUGUCCUUGUAACUCAAUUCGCGUAUUUUGGAAACCAGGAGUUUGGAGAUAAGGUCCUUGUCAGGGUGAUCUGGGUAAUAAGGGGGAACGCUGUCCGUCUCGCCGAGGCCAUGGACGACAAGGAAGGCGUCAAGGGUAGACACCAAAACCUGGAAGCCCUGGAGAACGGUGACUGCUGGCAGGUUGAUGCCGGGCGUUCAAUUCUGUGCUGGUGCAGCAGCAGGCUACAGUCUACCUACCCUCAUCAUACUGGACAAGUGAUCUUCGACAUACCUGCUUGGUCCACAAUCUCCUUUACGCACCGCCUACUGAUCUCCUGUCGACUGUUUGUGCGGUCUGGCAUGCAGAAGGUGGACCUUGUUGCCCCAAAAUCCCGAGACGACUUUGAAUAUCAAAGCAGCACCCCCGAGCACCAGAGAACAACAAUACCUUCCUUCAAGACAGAUGCCAUGGACCCUUCGGCGUCUAAGCAACAAACUCGUACCUUACCUACUUCAUCAAUCCUCCCACGGGGUGAUUUCACCAACCUACAUACCAUCAACAUGGACACCGAUUUCCAGCCACAUAACCCCCUUGAUCACAAUGCCGCGCUAUGGCUGAAGAAUGUGCCUCCUGGUUGCACCAUCCGCGACCUGAUCCGAGCCAUCACCAGUGUUGGUCCAACCGGCAGAAUCUUGUACACCAAGAUCAUGCCCCCGGAGCGCCUGAACCAGACUUGGGCGGCAAAGGUUGUGUAUGCGACACGUGAGGAAGCACGACGGCUUCGAGCCCUGGCCCAGAGGAACUUGUUCAUUAUGGAAGGCCGUCGCAUUUGGGCAGACUGGAAUCGCCAACUCUCAACCUCUUUCCGGGCUAUCGAGCCCCUCAGCAGGGUCGUGAUCAUCGAGGGCCCUUCGCACAUCAUCAACACCCGCUCACUUGAGAGGUUGUUCAAUAGGAGGCUGAGAAAGUUUGAUACUGAAGAGGUCCUUGUGGAAGAGAACUUGGUUAGGAAUGGUUACUCAAAGCGUGCAACCGUUGUCUGGCGAUUUGGAAGCUGGUACUACCAGGCAGAGACUGCUGUCGAGGUGCUGCAGGAGCAAUACCCUGCCACGGUGGAUGUGCGAUACGGUCUCGAUCCUUGCGCUUAUCCUGCACCAGAUGGAUUUAUUCCAUGA
Diaporthe amygdali is the source of this 1179-nucleotide messenger RNA. RefSeq lists its product as uncharacterized. The transcript is spliced from 3 exons. Gene Ontology annotation, molecular function: nucleic acid binding. The record is from RefSeq and is a predicted model, not a curated record. The coding region runs from base 1 to 1179 and encodes 392 amino acids. Lineage: Eukaryota; Fungi; Ascomycota; Sordariomycetes; Diaporthales; Diaporthaceae.